Molecule: messenger RNA, 5153 nt
Organism: Vicugna pacos (alpaca)
Lineage: Eukaryota; Metazoa; Chordata; Mammalia; Artiodactyla; Camelidae
Source: RefSeq, a predicted model, not a curated record
GGAUGGUUGGUGGCCGGGAUCCUAUCUGGCUGAGGAGGAUGCUAUCUUGAAGGCGGGGAAGGGUGACUUGUAGGGGCUACGGAGGCAGGAGAGUGCCUGCCAGUUCCACGGGGGAAAUCGUGAUGUCACUUGAGCUGGGCUUCUAAGAAGGUCAAAUGUGUGCCGAGGCGAACCCUCCUGGGGUCACUGGGAAUGUGUGUGUGUGUAUGUGUGGGGUGUGCGCUUCUCUCUCCCAAUGUCCAUGCAGCACCCCCACCCCCGGGCCCAGGGGGCCCUAAACCCAGGAAUCCUUCUCAGUGUUGGUACUGAGCAUAUCCCUAUUUGGGGGCCCUACUCUCCCGCCCCCUGAACCUGGAGACAAAGAGACCAAGGAAAGUACCAGGGGCUCCCCCAUCUCCCUUGCACACGCUUGCAUACUGCACUAGGGCAGAAGCACACAGGCAAGGACGGACCUGCAGGCAGAGCCCCUUUCAGAUGCGUUCUCACUGGGAGCAGCACACUCAGGUGGGCACACAAAGCGGUAGGUAUGCACACACCCCUAAGGACAGGCUCCCCGAAAGGCACAUGUCCCCUAAUCUUGCUUGUAUAUGCUGAGUACUAUUUCCUAGCCCACCUACCUAUCUGUACUUCCAGAUCUUUCCUUGGAUUUCACACCGGGUCCAGGGCCCGCUGCCUGUUACCAAGCCCUUCCUCUCCACCCUUCUCUCCCUUCCUCUGGCUAGCCUUCAGGUCCGGGCUGGGGAAUUGAAAGAAUAAGUCAGAAUCUCAGCAGGGGUGUGUGUGUGGGGUUCCUAAAGCUAGUCAGUGGCGAGGAGGAGAGGGAAACCCCAGGCCGCCACCAGAAAUCUGACUCAGUACCUGUCAUUAUGUGGCUGUGGGUGCCAGCACCCAGGAUGCAAAGAGAAUGAGGCCCUGCCCUCAGGAGCACCCAAUCUAGUGCAGGAGCCAGACAUGUAAACAACUCAUCAGGGCGAUAGUGCAAGCAGCAUGUGCUAAGUGCUUAGCAGGCCCUGGUACCAAAAUCGUUUUCUCUUGACAAAUGGCUAGGCUGCAAACAUCUUCCUCUCAACCCUCUACCCCCAUCCCACAUCCCUUCUCCCCAGCCACAUGCCUCUGCCCUUCUGGAUAUUUCUUCCUGGAUGGCCUUCUGCCCAGGGACACAAGGCCCCUGCCUCUCAUCUUAGAACACGGGAAGGAUGUUAGGGUGCAGGAGUGAGACUCGCAGGGGACCUGGGGUCCAGAACGUGCAGAAAGAGACAAGGCUUGGGGUUUCCUGGGAGGUAUGAGGCUGUCUGUGAGGGACAGGGAGGUGGAUGGGUCAGAGGAAGUUGUUCCUCCUGGUUCUUGAAGAAGGGAGGGCCCCAUCUGUUAAGUGGGAAGGUGAUGUCAUUGGGUCUCUCCACCCUUCCUGGAAUACUUGGAAGGGGUCCGGGCUGGGGACCUGCCUUCGCUGAUGCCUGUCUGUCCUCCCUGUCUUCCCUGUCCACACCUCCUCUCUCAUUGCCAUCUUUGUGUCUGUCUUUGGACCCUGUUUCUCUGUGUGCCAUCCUAUCCAUCUGUGUCUUCUCUGCCACCGGGGCCUCCUCCCUCCAUCUCUGGCUCUGAUCCCUCUGCCUCUUGGGGUGUCUCUCUGCACUUCCCUGUACUGGAUUCCAUUCCCCUUUCUUGUCCCCAUGGCUCACUCUGGGUCACUUCUGUGUGUAUCUCUGGUUCUGGGAUCCCAUCUCGGUCUGACCUUUUCUCUGCACAUCCUGUCUGUCUCUGCCUGUCAUCUCUGGUGCCGGCCUCUGCCCCUCCACCCCUGCAUUCAACUCUGUGCUGGGUCCUGCCACUCUGUCUUACUCUCCACUCAUCCCGGCCCCUUUCCCUGCCCAUCUGAGCAGCAGCGUCCCAUCCAGCCCUCUUUCACCAAGUCCCUCUGCCGUGAGUCCCACUGGAAGUGCCUGCUGCUCUCGCUGCUCAUGUACGGCUGCCUGGGGGCCGUGGCCUGGUGCCACGUCACCACAGUGACCCGCCUCACCUUCAGCAGCGCCUACCAGGGCAACAGCCUCAUGUACCACGACAGCCCUUGCUCCAACGGUUAUGUCUACAUACCCCUGGCCUUCCUGCUCAUGCUGUACGCCGUCUACCUGGUGGAGUGCUGGCAUUGCCAAGCCCGCCAUGAGCUGCAGCACCGUGUGGAUGUAAGCAGUGUGCGGGAGCGCGUGGGCCGCAUGCAGCAGGCCACGCCCUGUAUCUGGUGGAAGGCCAUCAGCUACCACUAUGUCCGCCGCACCCGCCAGGUCACCCGAUACCGCAACGGAGAUGCCUACACCACCACCCAGGUCUACCAUGAGCGCGUCAAUACGCACGUGGCCGAGGCCGAGUUCGACUACGCGCGCUGCGGCGUCCGCGACGUGUCCAAGGCGCUGGUGGGGCUAGAGGGUGCGCCGGCCACGAGGCUGCGCUUCACCAAGUGCUUCAGCUUCGCCAGCGUGGAGGCCGAGAACGCGUACCUGUGCCAGCGCGCGCGCUUCUUCGCCGAGAACGAGGGCCUGGACGACUACAUGGAGGCGCGCGAGGGCAUGCACCUCAAGAACGUGGACUUCCGCGAGUUCAUGGUGGCCUUCCCCGACCCGGCCAGCUUCUCGCUCGGCCGCCUCUAUGGCUCCCGGCGCAGCUGCCUGUGGCGCAGCCGGAGCGGGAGUGUUAACGAGGCGAGCUGCCCUACCGAGCAGACGCGGCUGUCGAGCCAGGCCAGCAUGGGGGACGACGAGGACGACGACGACGACGAGGAGGCCGGACCGCCGCCUCCCUACCACGACGCCCUCUACUUCCCGGUGCUCAUCGUGCACCGGCAGGAGGGGUGUCUGGGCCACAGUCACCGGCCGCUGCACCGCCACGGCUCCUGCGUAGAGACCUCACUGUGACCCCGGGCCCCUGGACCCGCCCGCCGGCCUCCUCCCUGCCCCUCGCCGGACUGGGCUCCCUGCGUGUAGCAGGGGGAGUCACGAUGGUGGUGGCCGAGGCUGUGCUGGGCACGGCGUGGGGAGGGUGGGGGGAGGCAAAGGGUCGCGGGACAUACGCCAAAGCGGCCGAUCCCUGUCACCCUUCCCGCCUUCCCUGUACAUAGACAGAUGGAAGGAGGGGUGAGAGAAUGCCACCCGGGCAGAGUCAUCUCUUCCAGCCCCGCCCCUGAGCUCCUAGAGGGACACCUCCCCUUUCUACAUGCACACCCGAGAUUUCCCGUCCCGUCUUUCAACGGAUCUUCUGACUGUUACGUGGCAACUGUGCCGCGGGACCGGCGUUGGGUCCAGUCUCAAGGGAGAGGCCCUCGCUGUGCAGCUGGGGAGGUUGAGGCCGGGGGAAGGGCAACUGGGGCUUUCCUUCUUUGGUAGCCUGGCCCCUCUGGGACCUCUCUCUACUGAGGGGGCAGCGGUUAGCAGGGCUGGCUUCCAACAAGCUAAUGAAUUCAGUGGGUCUGAGGCCAGGGCCAGGCGUCAGCCGCCACACUCCAUCUCAAAGCUGUGGAAAUGUUGCUCUCCUCUUCUUGGCGCUGGCCCCGAAGAGGAUCGGGGUUUCCUUUCUGCCGCUCCCUCCACUGUUGUUUAUCUCACUGGGCCCAGGGAGGCUGGGUCCCUGUAGGGAUUGUGCUCACCACGAAGACGUCACUCCCCUCCCUCCCCUCCUGCUCCCCGGCUCUAAGAGCUGUUGCCAGGGGCGAGAGGGGAGGCACACUGUGGAAGGCAGUACACCUCAGUCCUUAGUCCACACUGCAGCCUCCUCACCUGGGUUCUGAGAGGGGACGCCCUUCAGAGAGAGUGAUAUACAGCCCCGGCAGGCGGCAUUCCUUCAAGCUGGCCAAGGUGAAUGAGUAAGUGGCAGACAGACUUGGGUGACAACAGGGAACUCUGGAAGUAGGUGGGAGUCAAAGAGGAGGGGGCAGUGAAAAGACCCCCGAAGGCAGGGGUGUCAUGGGGCCAGACCUUGCCUCCCCCAUACUUGUGGGGAGAAGUAGAGAGUGGUUGACCCCAUACAGAUCCUUUGCAGGGCUGAAGACCUUGUCACGAGCCCCAGCUGGAGAAAGACUCAAUUCCAGUGGCAGGGUCAGAGGCAGGAAUUUUCGAAAUCUUGCCCGACCCCCUUGUCCUCCCCUAGUCCAUGAGCUGAAGCCCUGCUGUGUGUCCCAGGGUCUUCAAAGGGGCGUCCUGCCACCACCCCAGGGUGCUGGCCCCACCUGCUGUCCUUCCACCACUCCUACCCUGAUGUGCUUCCGUGUGCAUGUCUGUGUACGAUCCCCCUGGACUCCAACUCCCCUGGCUAAAGUUUUCCCAGCCAACUUAGCGUCCAGGGAUUGAGUUCGCAUUUCCAGCUGGAGAGGAUAACCCUCUGGCCUCGACAUUGCUCGCCCCAUGCUUCUCACUUUGCCUGAACCAUCAGAACUGCUCUUUCCCCACCUCAGCCUGUCCCCUCUUCCUCCAGCAUAGCCGGGCCUGCACCCCCAAGGGCGUGGCCUCCACCUAUGCAACAUCUCCUCUGGCCCCCCCUUCCCUCCUUUCCCGGGGGACUUGGAGGGCACAGAUUGUGGGGACACCACAGCCCGUGACCCAUCAGGGCUGAGGUUAACUUUGAUGAGGAGAUGGCUGAGUGGGAAGGGAGAGGAGGCUGGACAAGGGGAGGCCUGGGCAGAGGGGGACAGCUGCUCAUUAGGUUUCCCUGGGCAGCAGUGCCCAUCUGCCUGCCAGCACUGGACUCUCAGGGGGCCUGGCGUUUGGAGCAACCCCUCUUUCCUCUGAACCGACAUCUGCGAUGGACAGGUGGCGAGCUGUGGCCUCGGGCCCCAGUUCUUGGCCAGCUGGCACCUGAAUGUCACACUCUUGUGUGGGGCAGCCUGACCAGACCACCUCACGGCUUCAAGGUGGGGGGAGAAACCCCGCCCUUCCUGCCUCAGGCCUGUUCCUGAGACAGAGCCAGAGCUGGGAGGAGGGGACCGGGAGGGGCUGUUAUUAUUUUUGCCUGUACUGACCAUUUCUGCCUAGUGUUCUCACACAGACAGCCUCACCUCCCACACACGCACAGACUUAGAAACCAAUUCUUUGGUCUAUUUUCUUGGUAGCUUUAUUGAUUGCCAGGGAAAACAAAAACCAGAAAAUUAAUUAAUCUCUAAAAUUAAA